AUGUAUUGUAUAUGGUAUAUAGUAACAUAACAAUAGAACUAGCUUUUUACCAAAGUUAAAAUAUAUACCACAAAAGGUUGAAUUUUACUUGUUAAAAAUGUGCUUAGAACUCUGGCAACACUCUAAAGGUCGAAUGUAUUUCAAGCGCGAAAUUUACAUUUAAAUAAAUUUUGUAAAUAAUCGGGAAUUUAUAAACGAUUCAUAAGGAAAAGAAAAAUUGUAGUAAUCGCAUCAAAGAUCAUUGAAAUGGAUAAGGCCCUGGUCUUAGCAGCCGACAAUAAUAUAAGAAAUUAAAUCAAAUUGAAUGCUGCGAUGCCAGAAUCUGGAAAAUGGGACGAUUUUAUAUUACGCUAUCCCGGCAUAAUUGUAAGCGGUUCCAAUGCCAAAGGGACAGUAAAACUAAAAGGCAAGUGGUACCGUUUAAAAGUGAUGUGUCCACAUUUCCCUAAACUACAGGAAGCGCAACUGGAACUAUUGCUGCCACAACAAAUUAAAUUUAUAAGACUAAAAUAUGAAGAUUUAGAAGCUGAUUGGACGUUAUAUGAUUUAAUGGAGAAUCUGCCACAACUACAAGCAAAGUACAUUAAUGCAGCAAGCCCAAACGCCAAAAGUAUAGAAAUAGCAAGUUCCAAUAUAUAUAGCGAAAUAGCCGCGCUCUAUGCGCCACAAAAUUAUCUAUUGGAGCUAAAUGACGCAUGCAGUUUACUGCGUUUCUCCAAAUUCACAGCAUACGAACAACAUCAUUUACAAGUAGAACUCCCAACACUACGAAUAACUGAACAUAGUCUACCCGACUGUGUGCCAUGGGAGGAGCAGCUGCAGAAAUAUGACAACCUAACCGCAAUGGUGCAACAAUUCCACAACUAUGUGCAAGAUUUACAGCCGUUUUAUGAAAAUUUCGCCGAUAUUGAUGAAUUGUGCUAUGUUGUGCAGCCAACGCCGCCAGUUUCGACCAAACAUAAUUGGCGCUUAUUUGUGUUGCGUGAGCGUGUCUUUAUCAAAUUAGUGCUGUCGGAUCCCUUCGCACCAAUUAGUUCGAUGUCAGUGCAGAUAAUAGGACCCACGCAAGCUGUCGAAGAGUUGAGACGUACGUUAAGUGAUGGCCUGAGCGAAUGGGAUGCUGAGUUGGAUAUACAUAAGAACUUGUUGCGUAUUUUCGACAUCUGCUAUUUUCCCAUGCCGCCUGGUAGCGGCUGGAUGGAUGUUGAUGGUGAAGUAAAUACCUCAGAGCAAAAAUUUUGUAAUAUUUGUUACUCGUAUCAACUUGAGGGAGGUGAAAUACCAAUUGUUUCAUGUGAUAACCCACAAUGUACGCUGAUAUAUCAUGCGGCCUGCUUGAAAGAGUGGUUCAACACGCUCACUGACGGAAAGGACUUUCUCAGUGUCUCUUUUGGCAGUUGUCCCUUUUGCAAAACUAAACUUUCAACAUCUUUCACUGAGUUAUUGGCAAAUUAAUUUUUAAUGAUUUUCGAGUAAUCUUAUUAGUUUAAAUAUAAUAAGUUAUUAUGUAUUCAAUACAUCACUGUAAUUACCAUCAGUGUUUGCACAUCAAUUCAACGAAUAUUUCAUAUAGACUACGCUAAUGAGUAAGCCUAAAACAAAUGGCUGUUUAUCUUUUAAUAAUUUUGGUUUUUAUUCAUGACUUAUAAGUUGUUGCACUAUUGUAAUAUGCAAAUCGCUAGAAACUUUUUAAAUAGCUGCAGUUUUGGCUUUGAAAAGAAAUUAUUUGAGUUUUAAAACUAAUAAAAACAAAUCGUAGCGGCGUUGAAAAUUAACUUUGUCACUCGCCUUCAAGAACUUAGCGCAGUUUGUGUUAGCAAAAAUUGUCAUUCCACUAUAAUUUUAAUCCACAUGUCACAGUAAAGUGAAAUUAUGCAAUGAAGUAUUUUAAUAUACAAUACAUAUAUAGAUCAAAGUCCA
Bactrocera oleae (olive fruit fly) is the source of this 1920-nucleotide messenger RNA. RefSeq names its product E3 ubiquitin-protein ligase Fancl (gene Fancl). Gene Ontology annotation, cellular component: Fanconi anaemia nuclear complex; nucleus. Gene Ontology annotation, biological process: interstrand cross-link repair; protein monoubiquitination. The record is from RefSeq and is a predicted model, not a curated record. Gene Ontology annotation, molecular function: ubiquitin protein ligase activity. Lineage: Eukaryota; Metazoa; Arthropoda; Insecta; Diptera; Tephritidae.